CGGUGAAAUCAAUUAUUCUGUUAAAGCCUCACGGUUAUAAUAAUGCUCAUCACAUUAUCUGUCAUUUUCUCAAUUUUCUCUGAGUGGGGGUGGGGACUUGGCGAGCUGAAGCCCUGGCAGAUGAUGGAGUGAGUCACGAUAAUAGCAGGCGGGAUUGUGCAGGAAUGGCUCUCCUGCAUUAAUUCACCGCGGAAGAUCUUUCCUAUCAGCUCCGUCUCCGGAAGCCCGGGGCCCGUAGUUUGUCUCCAUCUCCUGCUUCCUCCGCUCAUAUUUAUGCAUUAGGCGUUUCUGCAGUGAGCCGCUGGACGUUGAUGUUUUUAAGGAGGUGUCCCCACUCCUCCUUCUCCCUCUCUCUCUUUCUCUCUCUCGCUGUCUCUCUUUCUCUCUCUUUCUCUCCCUUCGCUCCGUGCCGCCGUCGAUCCGCGGGGGUCUCGGUGCGCUCAGACGCGCUCUGCGUUCAGACUCGUAAGCGACCCCACCGAUGGCCCACCACAAGCGGGACUGCUCCGACCAGACGAUCCGCUCCGGCUGCAGCAGCCUCCCCUAGCGAAGGCAGAGCUGCGAGAGGCUCCUGUUUUGGAAUACCGCAUUGUUUUUAAUUCCCUACCAGCGAGAGGAAGGUGAUGAUGCUGAGGAUGCCAUGGUGGAUUUCCCUUUUGUGCGUCUGUGGAUUGAUGCACGUCGGUCACCAGAGCAGCCUUGAUGCCUCCAAUGGAGACGCCUUGUCGAGCCUGGAAGCUCUUCGCGAUGCGGGCAGGUUCGUGGGGAAGGAGAACACGGUGCCUCUCCGGCUUGUGUACAGCAGCCAAAACCACAGCCAGAUUACCCACGAUGAGCUGAGCACCAGGGUGAAGGCCAGCCCCGACUCCACGCAGAUGGAGCACGUUAUCCAAGCAACUUUUCAAGUUGACGCUUUUGGAAAAACAUUCAUUCUGGAUGUGGAGCUGAAUCAUGAUCUCCUGUCUUCGGGAUAUCAGGAGAGGCAUUUAUCAGAGAAUGGGAAGAUCGUCGUCACCAAAGGAGGAGAGCACUGCUACUACCAGGGGAGGGUCAGAGACGCGCCUCGCUCCUUCGCGGCGCUCUCCACCUGCCACGGACUGCAUGGGAUGUUUUUCGAUGGCAAUCACACCUACAUGAUUGAACCUGGAGGACAGGCCAGCAACAGCGGCGAUCUUCAAGUUCACCUCAUAUACAAAUCUGCUGGACAGGAGGAGCUGAGUGAUUUCUUUGGUGGGGAUUUACCAGAGCCACCUUUCCCCAGUCCGCCUUUUCCUGAGUCAAAAGUCGUGCACUGGAGAAAAAAGAGACAGGCUCCGCGUUUGUCACGCAGUGUAGAAGAUGAGACCAAAUACAUAGAGCUUAUGGUCAUCAAUGAUCAUGUCAUGUAUAAGAAGCAUCGUCUUUCCGUUGGGCACACGAACAACAACGCUAAGACAGUGGUCAAUAUAGCUGACAUGAUUUUCAGGGAACAGCUCAACACCCAAAUUGUGCUCGUCGCUAUGGAAACCUGGUCGGUGGACAACAAGUUCAACAUCGAUGACGACCCCAUGGUGACGCUGAAGGAGUUCAUGAAGUACAGGAAGGACUUCAUCAAGGAGAAGUGUGACUCUGUUCACCUCUUUUCAGGGAAUCAGUUUCAUAGCAACCGGGGGGCGGUCUCCUAUACGGGAGGAGUUUGUUCUCUCACCAAAGGAGGGGGAGUCAAUGAGUAUGGUAAAACAAAUGAGAUGGCCAUCACCCUGGCUCAGUCUUUGGGUCAGAACAUCGGCAUUUUCUCUGACAAGAAGAGGAUCCUCAACGGUGAAUGUAAGUGUGAUGAUCGAUGGGCAGGCUGCAUCAUGGAUGACGUUGGUUUCUAUUUACCUAAGAAGUUUACUGAUUGCAACGUGGAAGAGUACCACAACUUUCUGAACAGUGGGGGAGGAGCCUGCCUCUUUAAUAAACCUCGAAAGCUGCUGGACCCGCCAGAGUGUGGUAACGGCAUUUUGGAGGCAGGAGAAGAGUGUGACUGUGGCAGCACUGAGGAAUGUGCCAAAGAGGGCGAGAACUGCUGUAAGAACUGCACUCUGACCAAAGGGUCCAACUGUAGCAACGGACUGUGCUGCAGAAACUGCCAGAUGGAGGUCGUGGGAGUUUUGUGUCGAGACGCGGUGAACGACUGCGACAUACCAGAAAAAUGCACAGGCAACUCCAGCCAGUGUCCACCAAAUGUGCACAAGAUGGACGGAUACACAUGUGAAAAAGAUCAAGGUCGCUGCUUCAAUGGAAGGUGCAAAACAAAAGACAGACAGUGCAAGUACAUUUGGGGAGAAAAGGCGACAGCAGCUGACAAGUUCUGCUAUGAAAAGCUCAACAUUGAGGGGACAGAAAAAGGAAACUGUGGGAAGGAAAAGGACACCUGGAUCCAGUGUAACAAACAGGAUGUUCACUGCGGCUACCUGCUGUGCUCAAACAUCUCCCCUGCCCCGCGGCUGGGCGACCUGCAGGGAGGACUCACCUCUUUCUCAGUCGCCCAGCACGGUGCCCCCCUGGACUGCAGCGGUGCGCAUGUGCUGAUUGACGGAGACACGGACCUGGGGUACGUCGAGGACGGGACGGCCUGCGGAACGGACAGCAUCUGCUUGGAUCACAAGUGUCUGCCGAUUGAACAGUUCAACUUCAGCACCUGUCCCGGCACCACCGACAAGACCAUCUGCUCCGGACACGGAGUGUGCAGUAAUGAGCUGAGGUGUGUGUGCGAGCUGGGCUGGACAGGAGACGACUGCUACUCCAGGUCUCCGUUCAGUAACCUUGUGGUGGGACCGACCGCUCCUGUUUCAGGUAUCACCAGCACCAACAUCAUCAUCGGGGCCAUCACUGGCUCCAUCCUCUUCCUCGCUCUCAUACUGGCAGUCACAGCCUGGUGCUACAAGAGCUACAAAAAGAGGCGAUACGCUGAAUCUGAGGUUCACAGGAGAUUCUGCCGACAAAUCCCCCCCGGUGACUAUGUCACCAAACCCGGGGAUGCAGAUUCAUUUUACAGCGACAUGCCUCCGGGCGUCAGCACCAACUCCGGAUGCAGCUCCAAGAAGAGGUCAGCCUGCCUGUCCCACCUGCAGAUUUGCACGCUGUCCUUCACUCCAUCCUUCCCAUCCAUUUCUCAGAACUUCUCAGUGUUUGGCUUCAGAUCUAACGGCCUGUCCCACUCGUGGAGCGAGAGGAUUCCAGAUGCCAAACACAUCACCGACAUCUGUGAAAACGGGAGACCGCGGAGCAAUUCGUGGCAAGGAAACCUCAGUGGUAAUCGGAAGAAGCUGAAAGGGAAGAAGUUCAGGGCUCGCUCCAACUCCACAGAGUAUUUAACCCCUCGCAACAAAUCAGAGUUUUAUGAUGUAACUAAAUGGGUAGAAGAUGUGAAUAAAAACACUCAAGGACCUUUCCUUAGGACACUUUCCCCUGCCAAGUCCCCGACUUCUUCUACAGGAUCCAUUGCAUCCAGCAGAAGAUACCCAUAUCCCAUGCCUCCACUGCCGGAUGACCAGAGGAAAGCCAACAGGCAGAGCGCCAGGCUUUGGGAAACAUCAAUAUAACUCUGACUCUGACGAAAGCUCCUAAGAAAGUACACAAGUCUCCUUUUCUACACAGAAAACCAAAAAAAAAAGAAAAAACAUAUAAAAUUGACUCUAAAGCGAAAGAGA
Poecilia latipinna (sailfin molly) is the source of this 3677-nucleotide messenger RNA. It is a transcript of the gene adam22, whose product is annotated as ADAM metallopeptidase domain 22. NCBI's taxonomy places the organism in Eukaryota, Metazoa, Chordata, Actinopteri, Cyprinodontiformes, Poeciliidae. The transcript has 32 exons. Gene Ontology annotation, biological process: proteolysis. Gene Ontology annotation, molecular function: metalloendopeptidase activity. Gene Ontology annotation, cellular component: postsynaptic density membrane. The coding region runs from base 624 to 3569 and encodes 981 amino acids. The record is from RefSeq and is a predicted model, not a curated record.